Molecule: messenger RNA, 763 nt
Organism: Guyanagaster necrorhizus
Lineage: Eukaryota; Fungi; Basidiomycota; Agaricomycetes; Agaricales; Physalacriaceae
Exons: 2
Coding region: 1-654 (217 amino acids)
Source: RefSeq, a predicted model, not a curated record
AUGAGACAGUCUCCCUCUCCGUCCCCGUCCCCGGCAUUGUCCUCCCCUCCGCCCUCCACCUUGCCGUACACACCCAAAGUAUCAUUCGACACCUUUGAAAAUCCUGUCGCUUCCAUGUUCUCAUUCACCCUCUCUGCAAAGUCGUCUGGCUAUCGGCGCACUCGCAGCACCCGCGUCUUUCUCUGUGCUGCCUCUCCAGAUGAGACUGGCAACGAGGCCCUCGACUGGGCUCUCGACUCGCUCGUCCAGGAUGGAGACGAGUUUGUUGUCUGUCGCGGCGUCGACGAGGACGAGCUCGCUGCAAAGGACCACGAUAUCCUCCGCGAUGAGGCCAGGAAGCUCAUGCAGCGCGUCCAGGACAAGGCGUCUGAUCUCCCGGACAGAAAGCUCUCCCUGAUCCUCGAAUAUGUCCCAGGCAGGAUCACAGACACCCUCGACCGCCUCAUUGCCCUCUACCGUCCAGAUUCAGUCGUCGUAGGCACUCGUGGCAGAAAGGCAUGGCAGAAUAUAGGAAAAGGUCCCAUGGGCUCUGUAUCUAGAUAUGUCCUCAUACAUUCACCCGUUCCUAUCAUCGUCGUCAGGCCAGAGCGCAAGGUCAAAAAGGCUGUUCAGAAGAGAAAGGCUGAUCCAAAGCGCGGUAUACACUUUGAUUAGUCCUUGGAUGACUUUAAUCAGAUGGGCGAGGGAGAGAGAGAACGGAAUACGUUGUACGUCCGUUAUCAUGGCGAGUGUCUUUUUUUUUGGACUGUCCGGAUAUUUCCGU